AGUGCGACGCCGGUGAUCACUUUACGGCAGAGCAUGCUGUUGGAGGUCAGUGGCAUGACGUCAAGGCGAGUUCUGAGCAGUAAAACACGAGUUCGAUUUGAUUUUGCGUUCUUAAAAUUUAUCGGAGGUACAGCAUAAGCUUUUAUAGAUGUUUUAUUUUAGUGAAGGUGGAUCCUGGCUGCGCUUCUGAAUAAAAAGCUUUAUAAUUUAACAUAGUGCUAACGACGUUAGCCGCACAGGCUCGACUCCCUAUUCCACUUGACCCUUUAACUUCACAGCCAUGGAUAAUAAUUCACAAGGAUCUGGGGGAUUUAAAGGAGGUCUCGGAAGUAUUUUUGGAGGGGGUGCCCCAGAAUACUCCAAUACAGAGCUGGCUGGAGUUCCGCUGACUGGGAUGAGUCCCCUGUCCCCUUACCUCAACGUGGACCCUCGAUACCUGGUUCAGGACACAGAUGAGUUCAUUUUACCCACUGGGGCUAAUAAAACUAGGGGGAGGUUUGAGCUGGCGUUCUUCACCAUUGGAGGUUCCUGUAUGACAGGAGCUGCCCUGGGAGCCAUCAACGGUCUUAGGAUGGGUCUGAAGGAGACCAGAGAUAUGACGUGGUCCAAACCACGAAAUGUUCAAAUUCUUAAUAUGGUAACCAGACAAGGGGGAUCAUGGGCCAACUCUCUAGGCUCUGUUGCCUUGUUGUACAGUGUUUUUGGUGUGGCGAUAGAGAAGGCCAGAGGAGCAGAGGAUGACAUCAACACAAUGGCUGCCGGCACAUUAACAGGAAUGCUCUUUAAAUCUGCAAGCGGACUGAAGGGUGCAGCCCGCGGAGGCCUGCUUGGUUUGGCGUUGUCUGGAGCUUAUGCCGUUUACAACAACUGGGACCAUCUCACCGGCUCCUCCUCAUCCUCGCGACUAUACUAAACUCCCAUGUCCUCAUUUCGUCACUUGAGGUCAAAAUGUGGAUGGAGGACGCAGCCUUCAGCCACAGACUGCAGGGAACUCCUAAAGGAAGGAAACCAAGAAACCCACGAGCAUUCUGGGAGUCUGAAGAUGGUUGUAAAAUAAGUUAAGGAAAAACAUGGACUCAAUUCCACAUUUUUGUGUUUAUCUUGUUAUGUUCUAUUACUGUUCUGUUUAGAAUCCCACGUCAGGGUUUAUUAUUUGUUAUAAGGUUGUUUUUGAAGCCUUUUCAGUCUUUGAUGCUAGGUUUUAAAAAUCAUUAAACGGAUGACGGAUGAGGGGGAAUCCUGUUUUUGUCAUGGCUUCUUUGUGAUUUCCAAACUCGGAUCAAAGCCUUAUUAUCCGUUUUUUUUAAUUGAUGUAUUAUAAAGCAGUGAGAAUCAUCAAAAGCUGUAUUGGAACAUAUAUUAUGAACUAAAAUAAAACCAUAAAUGUUU
Oryzias latipes (Japanese medaka) is the source of this 1389-nucleotide messenger RNA. RefSeq names its product translocase of inner mitochondrial membrane 23 homolog a (yeast) (gene timm23a). The record is from RefSeq and is a predicted model, not a curated record. Gene Ontology annotation, molecular function: transmembrane protein transporter activity. Lineage: Eukaryota; Metazoa; Chordata; Actinopteri; Beloniformes; Adrianichthyidae. Gene Ontology annotation, biological process: protein import into mitochondrial matrix. Gene Ontology annotation, cellular component: TIM23 mitochondrial import inner membrane translocase complex.